AUGCCGUCGGAAGCUCCGGUACUGCCAGCACAGACGGAGAAACCCCAACAUUACGCGUACUUAAAGGAAUUCCGCACCCAGCAAUGUCCACUAUUUCUACAGCAUAAGUGUACACAGCAUCGACCAUUUACCUGCUUCAAUUGGCAUUUCAUGAAUCAAAGACGGCGCCGACCCAUCCGUCGAAGGGACGGCUCCUUUAAUUACAGUCCGGAUAACUAUUGUACCAAAUAUGACGAAGCGACAGGACAUUGUCAGGACGGAGAAGACUGUCCCUUUUUACACCGGACAGCAGGAGAUACAGAGCGUCGCUAUCACUUAAGAUAUUACAAGACUGGUACUUGUAUAUAUGAAACAGAUUCUAAGGGCCAUUGUGUCAAAAAUGGGCCUCAUUGUGCUUUUGCUCAUGGAGCUCAUGAUUUAAGGCCUCCAGUUUAUGACAUCCGUGAACUUCAGCAGAUGGAGACAACAGAAAAGUCUUUGCAUACAGUUACACCCAGCAGUUUAGAAAAAGAUCGGGCUUUAACCGAGGAUCCACGAUGGAAUGAUACGAGUUAUGUUUUAGCUAAUUAUAAAACGGAACAGUGCAAGCGGCCACCCCGGCUCUGUCGACAAGGCUAUGCUUGUCCACAAUUCCAUAAUUCUAGGGAUAGAAGAAGAAGUCCAAAAAAAUUUAGAUACAGGUCAACGCCAUGUCCUAACGUAAAACAUGGUGAUGACUGGGGGGACCCUGCUCAGUGUGAGAGCGGGGACAAUUGUGCCUACUGUCACACAAGAACCGAGCAACAAUUUCACCCAGAGAUUUAUAAAUCUACAAAAUGUAAUGACAUGGUCCAGACCAGUUUCUGCCCUCGAGGCCCUUUCUGUGCAUUUGCUCAUGUUGAACAGGAGAUGACUGUGCAGAGAGAGAUGAAUGUCUCCACAGAGAAUUCUUUAGCAGCAUUUGUAACUAAUGCCUUACCUCAGUCAAGUAACAAUAUAGGAAUGUCUGAUGGUGAAGGGAUGCUGCUACAGAAUCAAAAGGAGGACACCAAUUCAGUAAGUGGUAGCCAUUCUCCUAAGCUCCCUGACCCAAUAGGCAAAGAACGUUGUAACAGUAUUUCUUAUUCGCUGAAUAAUAUUGGUAACACUAACCACUCUGCCAGUCCUCUUCCGGAACCGAUUGGCAAAGGCCGUACAAGCAGCACAUCAAGUAGUAUAAAUUCUGAUUGUGGUAGUUUGGGACAUUAUCAGAGGGUGCCAGGCCCAACACGAGAAGAUGGACAGAUAAUAACCAGAGCUGCUAUUAACAAAACCAAAUUACGCCAACAACUGGAGGCAAUUGAAAACGAUGUGACCAUUGAUGUAAAUGAGAAAGCAACUCGGAAACAGAAUUUACUUUUAUUGCAUAAUUUGAAUGAGAGCCUCAGUAGUUCUGUGUCUCCCCUUAACAAUCCCCCCAUGUCAAAUAUGUCCCCCCAUGCACCAUCGUUCUAUCCCCCUGGUGAAACUGUGGAAUCUGUUGUAGGCAGCGCCCUAGACGACUUGAGUCUUGAAGAUUUUGAUAUUUCUAGUAUAGACAAAGAACUUGAUCGUGAUAAUGAUUCCAAUUCAGUUAGCAGUUCACUUAGUACUGGACUUUCUGCUCCAGGUUGCUUUGGUGCAACAUCUGUACCCGUGAGUAUUCCUCCACGAGGUAUCCAGCGUGGCAGCAUAGGGAGUCUGUCUCAGUCGCCUACAUCCCCUUUUGGGAGCUUCAGUACCACCCCUGCUAGUCUCAUCUCACAGCUUCCUAUGACCCAGCAACCCAAGACAGCUGUUACUGAACCUCUUGACCAGGUUCUUGUCCUUUCUCUAUUAUCUGUUUUGCUGAGUGUCUCUAUUUUUACUCUCUUUCUUUCUCUUUUUACUCUCUUUCUUUCUCUUUUUACUCUCUUUCUUUCUCUUUUUACUCUCUUUCUUUCUCUUUUUACUCUCUUUCUUUCUCUUUUUACUCUCUUUCUUUCUCUUUUUACUCUCUUUCUUUCUCUUUUUACUCUCUUUCUUUCUCUUUUUACUCUCUUUCUUUCUCUUUUUACUCUCUUUCUUUCUCUUUUUACUCUUCAACCAAAUCCUGGUAUGUUUGCAGUUCCUGCUUACACAGAGUUGAACUCAAUGUCACCGCAGAGUGGGGGUCCUCACUCACCUCUCUAUUCUACAUCUUAUACAAACAGCCAGCCACAAGAGAAUCAGCGACUGAGGGAGGAGCUGAAUACAUUAAAAAGCAAUCUCUCUCACUGGGAAGAAGCUUAUAGUCAAGCCAAAAGUGCUUGUGAAGCCUGGAAGAAAGAAGGUGAAGAAUCAGUCAGAAAAGUUAAACUUGCUGAAGAUGAAAAACUUCAAACAACAAAACAAAGGGAUGAGGCUUUGAAUCGUGUAAAAACCUUGCAACAGGAAUUAGACCAACUUCGAAAUGCUUCUUCAAUUUCUGGCUACAUCCAUUGUCUCCAGAGAAGCAAAGACCUUGACUAUCUGCCCCUUCAACAACUUCAACAAAUACAGCAACAACUUAGACUAGAUAAAAAGCAUGUAGAUGAGUUGUUGUUCCAUUACAAUAGCCGGAAAUGCAUCGUGUGCAAGGAAAGGAAUCGGACUUUUUCUUUUCUGUUUUUUUCCCACACCCUGCUUUUCCUUUUUUUUUUCUUUGCAUCUCCCCACCCUGCUGCUUUCCCCAGACCCACACCUUCCUAUCAUUUCACAAUCUUUUCUCUCCUUACUUGCUCCCUUUUAUCUAUUCCUCUUUUUGACAGCCUUCCUCUCUACAUAUCUCUCUACUCCUAUGUUACUAGUUUUCCCUUAUUGCUUGCCUUCUCUCCCACUAAUUCGUCUUUCUCUACACUUAAUUCUCUCUUAUUAUGCUUUUUCUAUUUUCUCUUUACACUUCAUUUCCUUCACUUUCUUUUCUUACGCUCUUUCUCUCUACACUGCAUUCUUUUUGUUCAUUUCCUUGUCCUCUCUCUUUAUCUCCACUCCCUCCUCACCUACACUUUUUUCAGUCACAGCUUCUCCCUUGUUUCUUUUUGA
This is a messenger RNA of Acanthosepion pharaonis, 3039 nucleotides long. NCBI's taxonomy places the organism in Eukaryota, Metazoa, Mollusca, Cephalopoda, Sepiida, Sepiidae. The record is from the annotation of a GenBank genome assembly.